This is a messenger RNA of Nelumbo nucifera (sacred lotus), 2461 nucleotides long. RefSeq names its product Ubiquitin-like superfamily protein (gene SAY1). Gene Ontology annotation, molecular function: ubiquitin binding. NCBI's taxonomy places the organism in Eukaryota, Viridiplantae, Streptophyta, Magnoliopsida, Proteales, Nelumbonaceae. The record is from RefSeq and is a predicted model, not a curated record.
ACCAGAAAAAAAAGCUCAGCUGCCUUUUGCUGCAAGUUAUCAAGUAAAAAUCAACGCAUUCAAAAUCCAUAUGUGAAAGCCCCAAAGACUGGAAGCUUGGAGAAAAGUUGCAGAGAGAGAGAGAGAGAGAGAGGUUCGCCCUUCAGUGGAGUCUUAUAACAUUCCACACUCAUCGUAUAUUAAUUAUUUCAAUACAAGCAGUGGAGUUCAGCAUCGACGCAACCUCUUGAACUGUGGAAUUUCGCUUCGUCCUGAAUUUGCAGCGUAAGCUUUCAGCUUAAGUCUUCGUGAAUUCCGACUAAAAUGGCUAGAACCAAUCAAGAAGCAAUCGAGACUUUCAUGAGCAUCACCGGCGCCUCCGAGGCAGUCGCGUUGCAGAAGCUUGAAGAACAUGGUGGUGAUCUCAAUGAAGCAAUCAAUGCACAUUUCAAUGAAGGGGAUAGAAAUACCACACGCCAAGCAUCUGCACCUGCUCAUCAAAAUGAUUUCAUGGACAUAGAUGAUCCUCAUGAAGUUGAACAAGAGGGACCUUCUCCGCUUUUAUCUGCUUUUAGACAUUUGAGCCAGUUGAAUAGAAGCCUUUUUGAGGGAGGGGAUAAUUUUCCCAGCCAUGCACCCUUUGUUUCUCAUCCAAAAGAGGUCAGGGAGAUUCCCAUAGAGGUCAAGGAUGGGAGUAACCAGGCUGGUUAUUCUGGAUCUGGGCCUACCAUUGAGGAUGUCACUGGAACUGCUCAUGCUCAUGGCCCAGAAAUUCGUGGCAAUGUCAUAAUUGAUGAUGAAGAGAAUGAAGAUAUUCCUACUGCUCUUCCUGACCAUAUUGCAGGUCAGAAUGAAAGACAACAUAACUUUUCAGCUGGCAGUCUUCAUCAGAGUGAUUACAGACCGAGUGCUCCUGCGGUAGACAGUAUGACUGACAAUAAUGAUAUAGAAGAAGAAAUGUUACAAGCUGCCAUUGAAGCUUCUAAGCGGGAGAUUCAAGAGCGCUACUCCAAUCAACAAAGUUCUCCCAAUGACUCAUCUGGUCCUGGUAUUGAGCCAAGACAGUCUCACCUGGCAGAUGCUGACUUUGAACGUGCAGUUUCAUUGUCGUUGAAGACAGCGGAGCAAGAGAAAGCAUUGCGCGAGCAAGAAGGGCUGGCCGUAGCAGCACAGCAACCAAGUAUUUUUGGACCAGCUGAUGUGGAAGAGUUGGGACCAGUAACAAUGGCAAAUGGAAGGCAAGGGUUUGGUUCCUUUAACAGGGGAACCUCUGGCCAAUUUAAUCUGGAGGCAGGAAGCUCAUCUCUCCAAGAUGAGGCUGAGGAUGUGGAAGAACUGCCAUUGGUGAGGCACAGAUCAAGACGGGUCUCAUCAGGAUAUGUGGAUUCUGCAACAGAGGUUCAAGAAAUUGCUGAUAGUCCACCUUCAAGUCCAGGACUGCAACAUGUUGGUUCUCAUCCACAACGUAAUGGAAACACUUUCCACUCAGAUGAGUGGGGAGGUAUAUCUUCAGAGGAACAUGAUGAAGCAGUUAUGCUUGAGGCUGCACUUUUUGGUGGAAUUCCUGAGGGAACUGCUUAUCAUUUUUCUAGAGAUAUGGGUCCUUACCCUCGGCGUGUACCCCGUCCUCCAUCCCCCACUUUGGCAGCACAGCGUUUACUACGAGAACAACAGGAUGAUGAAUAUCUUGCAUCACUACAAGCAGAUAGAGAAAAAGAAUUGAAGGCCAUGCAGGAAGCUGAAGCUCGCCGUUUAGCAGAACAAGCUGCCAGAGAAGCAGCCCUUGAAGAAGAAAAACGUAAGGAGGAAGAAUGUAGGAGGAAAUUGCUGGAAGAAGAGGAAUUUGAGAGACUUAUAGCUGCCAAAGAAGCUUCUCUUCCUCAAGAACCUCCUUCAGAUGAUGAGAAUGCUGUGACUCUUCUUGUCCGGAUGCCAGAUGGAAGUCGUCGUGGUCGUCGUUUUCUGAAGUCUGACAACCUGCAGUUGCUUUUUGAUUUCAUUGAUGUGGGUAGAGUGGUUAAGCCUGGCACGUACAGACUGGUGAGACCAUACCCUCGGCGUGCUUUCAGCAAUGGGGAGAGCAGUCUGUCUCUGAGUGAACUAGGUCUAACCAGCAAACAAGAGGCCUUAUUCCUAGAGUUGAUUUAGCAAUCUCAUCGUUUAGUGAAAAUUGUAGCAACAUAAUUGGAAAAUCUCGUUUAAUUGUCAAAAAUAUACAUGGUGUGGGAAUCAGUUUCAACUUGUAGGUUUAUUUCCUUUCCCCACCUUUCUCUUCCUCAAGAAUAGCAUAGAAUUGGCAGAAAAUCAAGGGGAGCUUCUUUACCUAAAAAUGAGAGAAGGUUGAACUUGAAGCAGCCUCUCGGCUAUACCUCCCAUGCAACGCAGCUUUCUGGAUUCAUAGGCAAAUGAAUCUUCAUUGUUUUUUUAAUUGGGGCCUGAUUGUUUGAUUGAUGAAUUUAUUAGAUAUGUUGAAUUUAUUUAA